Messenger RNA from Helicoverpa armigera (cotton bollworm), 2441 nucleotides. It is a transcript of the gene Lipt1, whose product is annotated as Lipoyltransferase 1. The transcript has 5 exons. Lineage: Eukaryota; Metazoa; Arthropoda; Insecta; Lepidoptera; Noctuidae. Gene Ontology annotation, cellular component: mitochondrion; cytoplasm. The coding region runs from base 185 to 1444 and encodes 419 amino acids. The record is from RefSeq and is a predicted model, not a curated record. Gene Ontology annotation, molecular function: lipoyltransferase activity. Gene Ontology annotation, biological process: protein lipoylation.
AUUUUUCUCUUAUUUUUACGUGAAAACUAAUUUUUAUCGAAAAAAUGAUUUUUAUUGUUUCGAAUAAUAUUUCUGGGUAUAAGCAUCAUCGAUAACAUAAUUGAGAUCCAAUGAUGACAACAUAGAAACGACUGUAAUCCGAAUUUAUUUCAGCAUAAUUUUCCGAGUUUUUAAUCAUUAUGAAAUGAUGGCUCAGACAAUGAUGAAGAAGAUAGUUGCAAGCAGUGCCUGCCUGAUGGUGGGUAUCACAAGAAGAACCAGCUCUCGUAGCCUGGUGACAGCAAGUAACAAUGUGACUGCUAAAAAGGAACGCAACUUGCCGGCUGAGGGGGAGAUCACCAAGUCUGUCUUCAUGUCCCAAUCAACUGACAUCUACACCAACCUGGCUCUCGAAGACUGGAUGUACCGCAACAUGGAUUUCUCUAACCACCAUGUGAUGAUGGUUUGGCGUAAUGAACCAUGUGUUGUGAUUGGAAGACACCAGAACCCAUGGUUGGAAGCCAAUGUCCCACUUUUGAACGAGAGGGAAAUAGCUCUAGCAAGACGUAACAGUGGUGGUGGUACUGUGUACCAUGACCGUGGAAACCUGAACAUCACUUUCUUCACUCACCGUGAGAGGUACGACAGGAAAUACAACUUGGAGCUGAUCAAAAGGGCACUCUUCAGAGGAUUUGGAAUCAAGUCUAUCAUCAAUGAACGUCAAGACAUGGUUGUUCGAGAUAAAUACAAAGUAUCUGGAACAGCUGCUAAGCUAGGCCGUCUGACAGCAUAUCAUCACUGCACACUUCUAGUCAAUGCCAAUAAGGCAGAUCUCAGCAGAGCCCUUGCUAAACGCGAGCAUGGCAUACAGACUCAGGCGACGGCAUCCACGCGCUCUGAAGUGGCCAACCUGUCGGAGAUGGACAACCGCGUCACCGUGGAGAGCCUGCAGACUGCCAUCGGCUACGAGUACUUGCGCACCGCCGCCCUGAGCCUGCAAGACGGGGGACAAGGCCAGAUCUCAAAGCAACGUGGCUUCCAAUUCGUUAACCCUACUGACGAUUGGUUCCCAGGUCUUGCGGAAUUAAGAAACGAACUCCAAUCUUGGGACUGGAACUACGGCAGAACACCCGUGUUUACAGUGAGCCGCUCUUUCCCCGUACCGGCGGAGUUGCUCGCUCCGUCCAAGGCGUACUCUGCGACACAGGAGCUAGUCAUAAGCAUGUCGGUCGACAAAGGUCUGAUCGAUGACGUCACACUCAACAUCCCACCGGGCCUUGUGGAGUCCGGCUUCCACGGCGAAGCAUCCGUCAUCACCCAGCUUAAAGGAAAGAGGUUCACUUCAGAAGCUCUGACUGCACUCCAAGACGCGAUGCUCACGAGACACAGCAGUGACGUCAGAAAGUUGGACGACAAGGAACAGUUCGUCGCCAAGUGCUUCGACCAAGUGGUAAAUACAGUGUAAGUCUCGGAUUAUGUACAUUUGACGACGUAGGAGCUAUGAGUACUGUAUGUUAGCAUAAGUAUCAUUAAACAAAAUAUUGUGGACAUUGAGUAGACAUUGUUUAAUGAUUUCGUGUUGAUUAUGCUGUAUCAAUCUAUAUCUACAAUUAUCAACAUGAAAUAUAUUUAAUAAUGUAAAUAGUCUGUAAAUUAUAAUUAUAUUUUUUAUACAAUUGAAUGUAUUUACGCCUAACUAAGUGUGAUAUCUUGUUAGAUUCCUCUCUUCUGCUUUUUAAUAUUCUUUUUCGUCUUUAUUAACUUCCAAACUGCUUUAUUACAUUACUUAUGUGUUUUUUUUAGUUUAGUGUAUAUUUGUAAAUAUCUGGAUGGUUGGCGGAAUAUUGUCGGUACUAUUUGAAGGAUCUUGAAUCUCCUGCGACAUUUUUUCCUGCUUAUGUGAACCUCGCGUCAAUAUUGCGCUGUCCGUCCGGAGUUACUCACGCGAGUCGCACCCUAGUGCCGAACGCUACAAGAAUGCAUCAUAUCAUUUGUUUUAAUUAAUUAAAUUAUAAUUUUGUUACAGAAUUAACGUACCCACGUAAUGUUACUUAUCAAACAUUUUGUGUAGCAUGUAUUACCUACUGUAUUGUAAUCAUCGUGUAGACUUUAUUCGACUAAUUUACCCAUUUCAUAACCCACGCAACCGUGUUUCCUUGACACCACUCCGAAACGGGGACUUUUUUGUAUGAAAUGGAUGUAGAAUAAUUAUAUUUAAUUUAGUUUUAUUUGUAUAUUUUAAGUUUUGUUUAAUUAUAUCCAAGAGGUUGCUUUGUAAUAAUAACAACAUACGUAGUUUAUAUACCUAUGCCAAGUUGCGAGAUCCGUGACUCAUCGGAUUCUUUUAGAAAUAAAGUUAAUGGCUUAAGAAAUUGGACACAGAUUUAUGUUAUUAUUAUUAUUAAAUGGGAGAUUGGAUUUGAAAGUUACUCAUUGAAAUAAAAAAAGUAUGAUAAAAAAAA